AUGAAAAAUGUGAACUACAAAUACUCUGCUAUCACGCGUGAAGGCGAUGAAUUUGUCGAAAAGUGUCUUCCGUGUGGGACACUUAUAGUGACAGAAGAUAACGCCAUUUCAACACUCACAAAAUUUGAAGAUAAAGAAGUUGAACAAAUUCUGGUCACGAUUUCCUUCAACGACUCGUUUAAAGGCAAACAGCUCUUUUUUAAUACCCGUACAAAAAAGGUCGAAACAACUCGAUUGGAUGAUAAGAGUGUUGAAUUGAUCAUUGAAAGGGGGACAGACAACGGCGACAUCAUUAGUCUUGAAUUUGAAAACACAAAUUAUCUCUUCCUCAUCACCGUCGAGUCAUCGGAGACAUAUGUCGUGUGCAACAAAGUCCUCUACACGUCUGUCUUUACACAACGGGAUGGGAAUUACCAAAUCACACUCCCAACUGGUGAAACAAAGAACUUUCAUUAUGACAAUGCUACUGAAGACUCACUUGUUGUCUUUAAGGGAUGUGGGCAGUACGACAAGACUAAGCAGAAAACAGGCGAUUUACAUGUGACGUUUUUAGUCUAUCGACACUUACAAAUAUUCAAUACACUAACUGAGUAUUACAGUUAUGCCGAAAUGCGUGCCAAGAAGGAAAUUACCAAAAGAAGUCCUCCCGUGUAUGUGAAGCUCCCAACCCAAUUUCGAGCAACAACAUUUCCUGUUCUUCUUGAAGAGCAAAUAGUCGACACAAAUAACGUCAGUAUACCACUUAAAAAGGUCUUUCUCAUUCCACAAACGCAUGACGGCGCAAUUAUAUGUUACAUGAGUGACAAUGAAAAGAAAGGGGACACACUCUUUGGGGUUUGA
Molecule: messenger RNA, 840 nt
Organism: Entamoeba invadens IP1
Lineage: Eukaryota; Evosea; Mastigamoebida; Endamoebidae
Exons: 1
Coding region: 1-840 (279 amino acids)
Source: RefSeq, a predicted model, not a curated record